Messenger RNA from Vombatus ursinus (common wombat), 6031 nucleotides. It is a transcript of the gene AFAP1, whose product is annotated as actin filament associated protein 1. Lineage: Eukaryota; Metazoa; Chordata; Mammalia; Diprotodontia; Vombatidae. The record is from RefSeq and is a predicted model, not a curated record. The transcript is spliced from 18 exons. Gene Ontology annotation, molecular function: SH2 domain binding; SH3 domain binding. Gene Ontology annotation, cellular component: cytosol. Bases 79 to 2301 code for a protein of 740 amino acids.
CGGCGGCUGGGUCCUAGGAAAUCGGGAUCGCCGAGGCUCCGCUCGCUACCUGCGGGAAGGACGCGGAGCUGCUGAGCAAUGGAGGAGUUAAUUGUUGAGCUGCGCCUGUUCCUUGAGCUGCUGGACCAUGAGUACCUAACAUCAACAGUUAGAGAGAAAAAGGCAGUGAUAACCAACAUUCUCCUGAGGAUACAGUCGUCAAAAGGCUUUGAAGUGAAAGACCAUGUUCACAAACAAGAAGUUACCAGCAGUUUGCCUGCCCCGCCGCAGAUGCCUCUGCCCGAGAUCCCUCAGCAGUGGUUGCCGCCAGACAGUGGGCCUCCACCAUUACCAACAUCUUCUCUCCCAGAAGGCUAUUAUGAAGAAGCUGUGCCAUUGAGUCCAGGAAAAGCUCCUGAGUAUAUCACUUCAAAUUAUGAUUCGGAUGCAAUGAGCAGUUCGUAUGAAUCCUAUGAUGAAGAAGAAGAAGAUGGGAAAGCCAAGAAGACGAGACACCAGUGGCCAUCAGAUGAAGCCUCCAUGGACCUUGUGAAAGAUGCUAAGAUCUGUGCAUUCCUCUUAAGAAAGAAACGGUUCGGACAGUGGACCAAGCUGCUCUGUGUCAUCAAAGACACCAAACUACUGUGCUACAAGAGUUCCAAGGACCAGCAACCCCAUAUGGAACUGCCACUGCAUGGGUGCAGCAUCACCUAUAUCCCCAAAGACAGCAAGAAGAAGAAGCAUGAGCUGAAAAUCACACAUCAAGGCACGGAUGCCCUCGUCCUAGCUGUUCAGAGCAAAGAACAAGCAGAGCAGUGGCUCAAGGUUAUAAAAGAAGUCUACAACAAUUGCAGUGGACCAGUGGAUUCGGAUGGACCUUCCUCGAGUUCCCCAGUGCACAAGAUGGAGCUAGAGAAGAAACUGUCCUCAGAGAGGCCGAGCUCAGAUGGGGAGGGUGGUGCAGAAAAUGGGAUUACCAUGUGCAACGGAAAAGAACAAGUUAAGAGGAAAAAAAGUUCAAAGUCAGAAGCCAAGGGAACAGUGACAAAAGUCACUGGGAAAAAGAUUACCAAGAUCAUUGGUCUAGGAAAGAAAAAGCCAUCAACAGAUGAACAGACCUCGUCAGCUGAGGAAGAUGUACCCACCUGUGGAUAUCUAAACGUGCUCUCGAAUAACCGCUGGAGGGAACGUUGGUGCAGAGUGAAAGAUAAUAAGCUCAUUUUCCACAAGGAUAGGACGGACCUGAAGACCCACAUUGUUUCCAUUCCUCUCCGCGGCUGUGAAGUGAUUCCAGGCUUGGAUUCCAAACACCCCUUGACAUUCCGUUUGCUUCGAAAUGGGCAGGAAGUCGCUGUACUAGAGGCUUCAUCCUCUGAAGACAUGGGACGAUGGAUUGGGAUCUUACUGGCUGAAACAGGGUCAUCCACUGACCCUGGAGCGCUACAUUAUGAUUAUAUCGAUGUAGAGAUGACUGCAAAUGUCAUACAAACAGCUAAACAGACGUUCUGCUUUAUGAACAGACGUGGUAUCUCUACAAAUCCCUAUCUCGGCAGUGCCUCCAAUGGAUAUGCCCACCCCAGUGGGAUGGCACUUCAUUAUGAUGAUGUCCCUUGCAUAAAUGGAUCGUUCAAGAGCAAGAAACCUCCUGUAGCAUCUAAUGGGAUCCCAGGGAAAGGGAGAAAUGUCAACAAUCCACAAAAGAAAAUGGACUCAUCGGCCACUGUCAAACGGACAGCAUCAAAUGCUGACCAAUACAAAUAUGGGAAGAACCGUGUAGAAGCAGAUGCCAAGAGGUUGCAGACCAAAGAGGAAGACUUACUAAGGAAGAAAGAAACUCUGCGUAACCGCCUGGCUCAGCUUCGAAAAGAAAGGAAAGAUCUUAGGGCGGCCAUCGAAGUAAAUGCUGGCAGGAAGACGCAAGUUAUUCUAGAAGAUAAGCUGAAGAAGCUGGAGGAGGAGUGUAAACAGAAGGAGACAGAGCGCGUCAAUCUGGAGUUGGAACUCACAGAGGUCAAAGAAAGCCUCAAGAAAGCCUUAGCAGGGGGCAUCACACUGGGUCUAGCAAUUGAACCCAAAUCUGGAACCUCAAGUCCCCAGUCUCCAAUUUUUAGGCACCGAACUCUGGAAAAUUCUCCCAUCUCAAGUUGUGACACCAGCGAUACUGAGUGUUCAAUGCCAGUGAACAGCGCGGCGGUUCUGAAGCGACACCCACCGACAUCUGGCGGUUCUCCUUGCCGGGGUCACGUCCUUAGGAAGGCAAAGGAGAGAAGUGAUAAACUAAUGAUUCGGAAUGAGGAAUGGGAGUUGAAAAAUGGGACAUAAAGAGAGUAGUGGAAGAAUGAACAUACCUUUUAGAAGGCCUUACAUCCUCUCAUUCAAGACUCAGACAACAGGAGACUCAACUCUAAAAGAGGCGUCAAGCAGUACGGCAUCAGAGGUUUUGUAAUUCUACUCAGGUGCCAGUAGCUUGGCUCUCACUCCACUUGUACACUCUUUCUACUGUAUAUGGUGCCCUUUUUUUUUAAAUGAUUAUUAUUACUUGUGACACUCUCAUUUCCAACUUUGUUUAAUGAAAAAAGCAAAAUAAAUCACACACACACAAAACACCCUAAAAAAGGAACAAAGAUAAGUGAUAGAAAAGGAGCAAAAGAACUGUAAUGGGAAGGAUUAUGUCUAAUUAAGUAAUGACUUUCAACUGCCUUGGCUCAAAUGGAACCUGAUCACAGGAGUGUGAAGCAGGAUGAGCCUCAGGCGAAAUUCUCAGAUUGGCAUCUUCGGGAGUUUUUUAGUAGGGCUCCCCCAGGUGAGGAUGGCUCUAGGUGUGAGCCAGGAUCUGAUCCCUCGCAGACGGUCUUAUUUGAAAAAGAGUGUCAGGAAGCAUGUUGAUCAAUGUGAUAGGACUGCUGGCCUGAGCUGAAUGUCUGGUCCAGGAGAUCCCUCUCCUUCCUCUCCCCAUCUCCUCUCUCUCGUCCUCCACCCCUCCCCACCCCACAUCAUGCCCUUUCCCCCUAGUCGUUAGAGAUUUUGGAAUGAAAUAACUGUGAUGUGAAACAAUUCUUGCUCUCUUUCCUCCUUCCUCCCCACCUUUGGACAGAUGCUUUUCUCACUGGGACUUGAAAAGCUGCCAUUUUUUAGCUGCAUUUUUUAAAAAUAAUGUUUCUCUUUAUUGUGUAUUGUGUAUGUGUGUUUUUCUAAAAGCACCUGGCAUCUUCAGAGAUCUUUUGUAUCAUAGUUUGUAUUUUGCACUGCUUUUGAAAGGCAGCAAAGUGCUAUUAAUGCUUUGAUUCAUUAGUUUGACCUCCCCUGCCCGCCCCAUAGUCCUUCUUCCUCUCCUUCCUGCCUCUCGGAUCCCUAUCGUUUCGGUCCUCCCCUUCCCGAGAGCUGCCACUAGGAGUGAUUCUGACAGAAGAGAAGCAAGUUUGAUUUACUACCUGAUGAAGCUGCAAAUGUCACAGCUUAUCAGCACUGAUGGAUUUGGUUGAAUCAAUCUUUUGAUGAGUUCUGACCCUGGGAAGAAAAUGGGUUUGGGACACUUCCAGGCCCUUCUCUUUGAUUUAUUGAUCUGGAGCCUUAAUGUGGUGCCAGACUUGGCUGUGUUUUUUUUUCUUCCCCAGCAGACCUAUAAGGAAUUGUGUCUUCAUUGGUCUUUAAGAUAAUAUUAUAUUCCACGUUUGAUUUUUUUUAUUUAAUUUUAUUUUUGUGGAGAGGGGCAUGAGUUCAGUGCAUCAAAGAAAGAAAAGCACCAAUAGUGGUGAAAAAGAUGGCAGGUCUGAGAACUGGAUUUCUCCCAAUAUACCAGCAAGAAGAUUGCUUAGAAAAUAGACUGUGAGAGCUGGAAGGGACAUCCCCCAUUUUACGGUAAAGGAAACUGAGUCCUAGAAAGUGGAGAACUUCAUCAAGAUCACAUAGCUGCUAAGUGGCUGACAUAGAACUAGAACCCAGGUCUUCCACCUCCUAAUCCAUGGCUUUCCCUAGCCCCAAGAGUGUCACUGUCUGGAAUUAUCUGCCUUGGGGAAAGGAUAGUAUGGUGAUCGACUGACCAAGUGACAGUCAUUAUUCAAAGAACCAGAGGUUUUCCUUCAGUACCUAAAAAGUCAGCUCAUAGAAGUAUGCCCCGCUAUGAACGGGCCAGCUCUUUCUCCCUCGAAGUUAAUGUACUGGGGCACGUCAGUGAGCUGGGAGUUUUAUAACAAUUAAUCAAACAACAAAUGGGGAGGGACUUGAGUGUCUUAUACCUCUUCCUCACACAGUUCUUAAUUGCGCAUAGCAGGUACUCGGCAAAUAUUUCUUGAAUGAGUUGGUGAAGGAAGCAAGCUGAUAUCAAAUAUUUAUUCAAAGAAUGCUAUAAGGUCAGCACACUCAGUCUUAUAUUGUCUACAUAAGGAGAAUUAAUGUUAAAAAGCAUGAUUCUAAUUAGGAUCAUGGGGGGCAUAAAUCAUCUAUAGCAUCAUAGAAAGAACACUGGAUAUAUGGAGUCAAAGGGCCUGUGUUCAAUUCUUGGCCAUAUUACUAACCUUGAUCUUGGCCAAGUCUCUGGGACUCAUUUUUCUCAUCUGUACAAUGAAAAGGUUGGAUGGAAUGGAAUGAUUUUUUAAUGGUCCCUUCCAACUCUAAUCUUAUGAUCUAUCAAUAUCAGAGCUAAAAGGGGUUUGAUAAAUCAUCUCAUCCAACCUCCUCAUUUUAUAGAAGACGAAUCUUUGCUAGGCCUCUCUAUACUAAAAUGAGAAAGUAGAUGCUGAAAUUUUAGAAAGAUUUUCGACAGCAAAGAUCCUUGGCCUAGUUACUCAGAAGACCCCUAGUACCCUUAGUAAUCUGGUUUAUCAGGGUUUGGCUCAAGCAAAUGCUAAGGAGUUUAGGAAACUGGUGUCAAUGUUUAUUACUUUUGAUCGCCUAAAAAUUCCUGUAAAGUGGUGGAGCUAAGUGAGAGAAUGCACAGCCUACAGGGCUUUGAAGAACAAUUUCUCUAAAGGGAAAGAGGAGAGGUCCUGCAAAUGUUUGGAUAUGUGAGCUAGAAGCUUUAAUAACCCAAGGAAGGUGCUCACGGACUUUUUUCUAUUGGAUGACCUGGGGGGUUGGGGAGGGGGGCUGGCGGGAAAUUUGUCCAUUGUCAGUUAAUCAAAGCCAUGUCCAUUUUGUAUCCCUGUAGAAAUGUGAAAACUCUCCCUAAAGAGAAACAGUUUAGUCUGCAACAGAUUUCCUUCUUUUGAGGGUUGGCUAAUAGUCUAUCUUAUUCAACAAAAACAAAUGUUUUCCUUUAUUUUUUAAAGUACAAAAUGGGCAUGCUAAAAUUAGUGAUUAAUUUGAGAUUCCCAAGAUUUUGCCAUCUUUAGGCCAUGUCACAGAAUAGCAGAUUUUGGGUUUGCAGGGGGACCUCAGGGUCCAUCUAGCUCACCAACUCCUGAAGCAGGACUCCCCUCCAUCGCGGAUGACCAGCCUAUCAGUAUCUUUUAAAGAGUACUGGAUUCAAAGUCAGAGAACCUGAGUUCAAACUCCAGCUUUCCUACUUUGUAACUAUGUGACCUUACACAAAUCACUUCCCGUCUCUGGAUCUCAGUCUCCUGCUCUGUAAAAUGAGGCUUUAGACUAAUUCAGUCUCUAAGAUCCCUUCCAGUUCCAUAACCUGUGAUCUUCUGUUUGAAGGCACCUAGUAAAGGGGAGCCCACUCCCCGUUAAGUCAUCAACAGAAUCGUCAAGGGCUCUAGACCAUUCCUCCUUCUGUUCUCAUGAUUGGCAGCCUUCUCUUUGCCCAAGAAUACAAUACGAAACUCUAAUUUUUCUUUAACAUUUUAUCUCUAGUUACAAAGAGAGGUAAAAUAAUAAACCUAUACCCUAAUCCUAAUUCUUUUAUUGUUAUGGUGCUGAUAAUUCUAGCAUGCAACACUCCUGAUAACAUGGUGGCAGCAUGCCAAUAUGGAAUCAUAGAAUGUUAUUGCUAGAAGGGACCUCAAAGAUCCUGUAAUCCAACAGUUCUUUACUUGGGGUCCAUGACCUUCCUUGUGUGUGUGUUUUUUAAAUUGAUAAUUGUAUUUCCAUAUAAUUGUUUUCCUUUUUA